This is a messenger RNA of Ambispora gerdemannii, 537 nucleotides long. Lineage: Eukaryota; Fungi; Glomeromycota; Glomeromycetes; Archaeosporales; Ambisporaceae. The record is from the annotation of a GenBank genome assembly.
CGAAAGGCCAUGAAAGAAACUGACCCAUCAAAAAAAGCAGCUCUUAUUCAAGCCAUUGAGGAAGAUGGUUUAUUACUACAACAGAAAUAUCAGAAAAAAAAAGAACUUUCUGACAAGUUUAAUUUUGACCCAAAAAAGAAAGUUGAUGAUUUAAUAGAGGCCAUGAAAAAGGCUAUUGAAAGAAGCAGAAAGAAAAAGGGCGGUGGUUCCGGAGGAGGAAAUGGUAAAAACUCUGAUGAUACUGAAAGUUCCGAUAGUGAUGAUGAUAGUUCAGAUGAUGAUCAAAACAGCAAUGGUUCAAAUCCAAAGCCAAAAAAAGACCCAAAAAACGACUUCUUUCAAGGCAACAAACAACUAAUUGUUAUUUCCAAAAAAUUAGAGAAAAACAUUACUCCUCAUUACACUAAUUUAGAACCCUAUCAAAGAGAAAUUCCGGAACCCAGAGAACUAACUGAAACCGAGAAAAAGCAAAUAGAAGCCAUGGCAGAGCAAAAAAUAUUGAAAAGAGCGGAAUUUUUAAGAAGAUUACAAGGAUAG